GAGGCCUGCGAAAGUCUGCGAAGGUCUACCAGGGAAGUAGAGUCUCCGGAAGUGACCGUUGUAAACACCGUCUCCUUGGGGUUUGUUUCCCUUCCUGUCCCCUUUUGCAGUUUGUUCACCAUCCUUGGGUCCUAGAGUCCGUCCAGUUCAAACAGUUUUUGCCCUGACCCCUGCAAUCAGCCGGGGCCUCUUUCUAACUUUGAGAUUUGAAGCUUCCCCUAGGGUCUUGGGUAUACGGUCUGGACCUCGGGAGCCCCUUUGAGUAUUUUAACAGAAUUCAGUCCAUCUAACCUGUAAGCCACAGACAUCUUGGACAAUUUAAUCAUCAAUAACGAAGUAUAUCAUUAAGAAACUGUGGUAUUUUGAAAGAGUUGGAAAACUUAUCAUGAAUUUAAACACUUCAAGUAAUGUCACUGGUGAUGCCCAAAGGUUGAAGAAUGCCUCAUCUGAUGUAAAGCAAAUGCUUAAAGGUGAAACAGAAUUGGAUAUUACUGCUGAUCUCAGAAAGAAACUCCAUCGGGCUAAGAAGGAAAAAUUGGAAAUAACAACUAAGCACAAUGCAGAGCUGGCAGGCUAUGAGAGCCAGAUUGCCAAGCUACGAUCUGAGGUUGAAAAAGGAGAAGCAUUGCGACAAAGUUUGGAAUACGACCUGGCUGUUGCUAGAAAGGAAGCAGGCCUUGGAAGACGGGCUGCUGAAGAAAGGUUAGCUGAGGCACAUAGGAUCCAAGAAAAACUCUGUGCUCAGAAUACAGAACUUCAAAGAAGGGCAAAUGAGAUUGAGAAAGUAUUUCAGACUUCCCAGGAGAAAUGGAAAGAAGAAUGCAGAAGAUUUGAACAUGAUUUGGAGGAAAGAGACAAUAUAAUUCAAAAUUGCAAUCAAGAAUAUGAUUUACUUAUGAAAGAAAAAAGCAAGCUAGAGAAAACUCUACAGGAAGCAUUGGAAAAACAUCAGCAGGAGAAGAAUGAAAUGGAGUCUCAUAUCAGGGAGACAGCUUUGGAAGAGUUUAGAUUACAAGCAGAACAAUGGGAAGCAGAAAGAAGAGAGUUACAAUUUAUAGUACAGGAACAAGAUAAUGCUGUACAAAGUAUGCACAAGAAAGUAGAACAAUUAGAAACUGAACACAUGGACUGCUCUGACCUUUUACGGAGACAAACAAGUGAACUUGAAUUAAGCACUCAACGAGAGGAACGUCUUCGAAAAGAAUUUGAGGCAACUACUCUUAGAGUGAGGAAGUUAGAAGAAAAUAUUGAAGCAGAAAGAGCAGCACAUUUGGAAUCAAAAUUUAACUCUGAAAUUAUUCAGUUGCGGAUUCGAGACCUUGAAGGAGCUUUGCAGGUAGAAAAGGCCAGCCAGGCAGAAGCUGUUGCUGACUUGGAAAUGAUCAAGAAUGAAUUCAAAGAAGUUGAAGCUGCAUAUGAACGAGAAAAGCAUAGUGCACAAGAGAGUUUUGCAAAACUAAGUUUAUUAGAAAGAGAAUAUUUCUCCAAAAACAAGAAAUUAAAUGAAGAGAUUGAGGAACAGAAGAAAGUAAUUACAGACCUUUCAAAGAGACUCCAGUAUAAUGAAAAAAGUUGCAGUGAAUUACAGGAAGAACUUGUAAUGGCUAAGAAGCACCAGGCUUUUCUAGUAGAGACAUGUGAAAAUAACGUGAAAGAACUGGAAUCGAUCUUGGACAGCUUUACUGUGUCGGGCCAAUGGACAUCAGGCAUCCACAAGGACACAGCUAAACCUCCCAGCUUCUCUGUUGUCCUUGAGACUUUGAGGCGUACCUUGACAGAUUACCAGAACAAGCUGGAAGAUGCAUCUAAUGAGCUGAACAGCGUGAACAAUGCUAAGGAAAAGGCAUCUAGUGAACUUGAUUCUACCAAACAGAAGAUAGAAGCCCACACUAAAAAUAUAAAGGACCUUCAGGAUAAACUGGCUGAUGUCAGUAAGGAGUUGAGUCAUCUGCGCACUAAGUGUGCAGAUAGAGAGGCUCUAAUCAGCACUCUGAAGGUGGAACUACAAAAUGUGCUGCACUGUUGGGAGAAAGAAAAGGCACAAGCAGCCCAAUCUGAUUGUGAACUGCAGAAGCUUUCCCAGGCUUUCCACAAGGAGACUGAGGAGAAGCUAACCUUCCUUCAUACCUUGUAUCAGCACUUGAUAGCAGGCUGUGUGCUCAUAAAACAACCAGAAGGCAUGCUGGAUAAAUUCUCCUGGUCUGAGCUUUGUGCAGUCUUGCAGGAGAAUGUUGAUGCCCUGAUUGCAGACCUCAACAGGGCUAAUGAGAAGAUAAGUCACCUAGAGUAUAUCUGUAAAAACAAGUCCGAUACGAUGAGAGAGCUUCAGCAGACCCAGGAAGACACCUUCAACAAAGUGGCAGAGCAGAUCAAAGCUCAGGAGAGCUGCUGGCACAAACAAAAGAAGGAGCUGGAGCUGCAGUACUCAGAACUCCUCCUGGAGGUGCAGAAGAGGGCACAGAAAUUUCAAGAAAUUGCUGAAAAAAAUAUGGAAAAAUUGAACCAUAUUGAGAAGUCACAUGAACAGUUGGUUCUUGAAAAUUCGCGCAUCAAAAAUGUGUUAUCGCAGACUCAAAAGGAGCAAACAUCCUUGUUGGCCGCCUGUGCCUUGAUGGCUGGUGCCUUAUAUCCUCUGUAUAGCCGAUCUUGUGCCUUAUCUACACAGAGAGAUUUUCUCCAGGAGCAGGUCGCCACUUUUGAGUUGUUCAAAGUGGAAGUGAGAACUCUAGCCCAGGCUUUGUCAACUGUAGAGGAAAAGAAGCAAGAGGAAGCCAAGAUGAAGAAAAAACCGUUCAAGGGAUUGAUACGUGUAUUCCGGAAAGGCGUCAUUGCAAUUUUGGCAGCACACAGACUCAAGGUUUUGGGCCAAUCGUGUGCCUCUCUUUUCACCUGGAUGGAAAGUUUCAAAGAAGGCAUAGGCAUGUUAGUGUGUACAGGAGAGCCCAAAGACAAGCACAAAUUUCCAAAACAUCAAAAGGAGCAAUUACGUUGUCUGCAAGCGCUCAGCUGGCUCACCAGUUCUGAUCUUCUUGCUGCAAUAAUCACUUCUACCGCUGAGUUACAGGAAGUCAUUAGUAAAACAGAUCCAAAUUCUAGAAUUUGUGGACAUUUACUUAUAGGUGCAGCCAAGAAUUCUUUUGCAAAACUCAUGGAUAAAAUUAGUUUGGCAAUGGAGAGUUUGCCUCUGCACAGUAGCAGCAGGAGUAUUACAUAUGUGGAAAAAGAUUCCCUGGUCCAGAGGUUGGCCCGUGGACUCCAUAAAGUGAACACACUGGCCCUGAAAUACGGACUACAGGGCCACGUACCCAUUUUGAAAAGCACAACAUCCCUACAGAAGCAAAUAUUCGGAUUCACACAAAGGCUGCAUGCCGUGGAGGUGGAGCGCCGCUCCCUGCGCAUAGAGGUCACAGAAUUAAAACGGAAUUUAACUGAAAUGAAAAAGGAGCUUGAUAAAGCCCAGGGUCUCCAAACUCAAUUAAAUGAAUUUAAGCACUCUAAAUUGAUCACCCAUGAGAAGUUUGAAAGUGCCUGCGAAGAACUGAACAAUGCGUUACUUCGAGAGCAGCAGGCACAAAUGCUACUGAAUGAACAGGCACAGCAGCUGCAGGAGUUGAAUUACAGGCUUGAAUUGCAUUCCAGUGAGGAAGCUGAAAAAAAUCAAACUCUCGGAGAAGCUGUUAAGAGUCUCUCCGAGGCAAAGAUGGAGCUGAGAAGAAAAGAUCAAUCUCUGCGUCAGCUCAAUAGACAUCUUACCCAGCUGGAGCAGGACAAGCGUCGACUGGAGGAGAACAUCCACGAUGCAGAGAGUGCCCUCCGCAUGGCAGCCAAGGACAAAGAAUGUGUUGCUAAUCAUAUGAGGACAGUAGAAAAUAUGCUUCAUAAGGUCAGAGAUCAGAUCUCGCUGUCACGGACUGCGGCAAGUAGGAAUGACUUCACCCUGCAGCUACCCAAACUGCACCUGGAGACCUUUGCAAUGGAGGGGCUCAAGGGCGGGCCAGAGGUUGUAGCGUGCCAGGCUAUGAUUAAAAGCUUCACGGAUGUCUACCAGCUUGCAAGCACUAGAAUUGCUACAUUAGAGAAGGAAAUGACAUCUCAUCGAAGUCACAUUGCAACUUUGAAAUCAGAACUUCACACAGCUUGUUUACGUGAAAAUGAAAGCUUACAAUCAGCAGGAUCACGAGACCAUUCAAAUCUCUCAGUUCCUUCAAGAGCUGCUCUUCAGGCUGAGACAAUUGGUGUUGGGGAUUUUUUGCCAUUGAAAGCUGAACUUGAUACAACGUACACUUUCUUAAAGGAGACAUUUGUGAAUUCUGCGCCCCUGACGUCAUCACAAUCUUCUCCAGUAACUAUGUCUGCCAAUGCCAAAAGGCCACCUCAGAUUGGAUUAUGACUUUAUGAAAUUUAAAAAAUGCAGGAAGAGUUAGCAGUACAAUUAAAAUUGUUUUGAAGGGGGAUUUUCUUAUCAGUUAAAUUUUGUUCCAACUCAAGUGGCCGUGGGUUUUUAAAAAUUCCAUGCCAUCUGGACAUGCGCAGGUAUCUGCGCCUCCUUAAAUAAUGAAAUAACCAACUUUCUUCCCCUCUAAGUUUUAUUUAUUAUCACAGUUGCUCAUUUUUAUGUAACAUAAUUUUAAAUGUUAAGGAAUGACACAUUUUGGGUAAUUUCCUUCAGACUUAAAAAAAAUCAAUAAGCCAUUUUAGUCUCUAUCUAUCAAAGUUGUUUCAUACUUGUCUAUUUUAAAGCAGGACGGCAAUGCUUUAAUAGGAUUGAGAGAGCUAUUUGAAAUGUAUGCCGAUGAUUCCUGUCAUUCCAUGGCAGCCCUGCCAUGGUUCACUGAACCCCCUCUUCUCUCUUGUCAGCUCAACUGAAGACAAGCAUUUAGUUGCAAACUUUAAGCAGGUUGUGCAAAACAGAAAUGAUGUGACUGCUUUUCCUCCCCCACAAUAAUGUCACUCCUGGUCAAUGUGAGAAGGUCAGGUUGCUCCCUGUAAAGCUACAUGAUACCACUUGCCCAUUUGAACAAGUUAAGUUAACUGCUGAAUCGGGUCCCUGCAGGCAUGAAAACUCAUCCUUUUAUCAUGGCUGCAUUUGAUAAGAAAGUAGAGCAAUUGCUCUGGGAAGAUUUCUGUGGUAGGCUUAGGCACUUUUUAAGGACAGCUCCCACACCCGUAUAGCAGGUAAUAUGUUUAGUAUAAGCUGAAAAACUUCAAGGUAAUGGCUGUUUUGACCUUCAAAAUAGACUCCUUUUUUGUUUUUGUUGUUGGUAGGACCCAAGAGUGACGCCCAUCUUUGAUGCUGACAGAAUUUAAAACAAGGCCAUUGCCCUGCGUUUUCUGCCUUGUAGCACACAAAAGUAAAAUUGUAUGUCAGGCCGAGAUGUCGGGGAGCUGACAAGAUGCCCCAGUGACAUUUCAGCUAGAAAGAGCAAGUGUCUUGCAACCAAGUGGUCAAAUAUCAAAUAAUAGGUCAGGCAGGAAGGAGCUGAGUUCUAACCACAAAGAGGUUUCUCGGAACUUACUUGACAAGCUUUUGGGCGCUUUGUGGCUUGACAAAGUGAUGUUCUGUUGAGUAUCGCUAGACAGACUGUUCUUUAUCGCCUUCAGAAGAUCAGACAUUGACAUUGAUUAAACUCUUUAACCCUUAAAGGUUAAAUCCUAGCAGUUCGCAUCAUGGUAAGUGAAGAACAAAAGAAUAUUUGUAGUAUGUAUUUGUUUUUGUAUUAAUCAUUUAACUCCCAGUGAUAUUAACUUCUGCUGUGAACUGUAGUUUUUGACAGGGUUUUGGUACAAAAUCCAUCUUUUAUAUUAUUUUUCAUUGUGGAGUUUGUUAUGGAUACAUUAGAAAAUAAUAGUAUGUAUUAUGAAAUCUGUAUUGUCUUAACUUUACAGGGGCAUUUGAUUAAAAUAUACCCAAUUUCUGAUAAUUUUUUAAUUGGUUUUGGUAAAUAAAAUUUGUGUAUGUACUGCUUGUGUUCUAAGCCAAAUUAGCCAAAUGAUUUAUGCCCUCUGAAAUAACACAGCACUGUCACUAUCACACUGCACAGCACAGUACUGUUCCUUGUCGUGCUGAGCCAGUGUAAUUAGCAUUGUAUAAAUUCUUAGAAAGCUGUUUAUGUGGAGUAAAAUUACAUCCUUAACCAAAUUUCUCUUAAUUCUUUCUUUGGAAUUCUUUUUAACCAUUCUGUAUUUUGAGUUUUCCAAACUAUGCCCUAUGUAAUAUAAUGUGUGAAAUUCAACUUGCAAAUUUAUUGUAACACAGAAAACACUAUUGAUUGUUUUUGUGUAGAUCAUAGAAUAACUUCUGCACAUUCAAAACUCUUUUCUGCUAGUUCAUACAAUGAUUAAAAUAUUGUCUAUAUGGAAAGUGAUACGCAGCAUUUUAGUUCACGUAACAGCAUUUAGCUUUCAAAUCUCACACUAUAAAGUGUUACCCUGUAUCACUUUCUCUCUCUGUGUAUGUUUGUGUUGUAUCUAUUUUUAGAUCCUACUAAUUCAAGAGGAAAGUUUAUAAACUUUUCCUUGGACAGACUUUUUAGUCUUCUUGCCUUAAUUUUACAAUCUGUUAAUGGGCUAACACCAAAAAUAAAUGUAUUUGUCUCUUCA
This is a messenger RNA of Phyllostomus discolor (pale spear-nosed bat), 6600 nucleotides long. RefSeq names its product coiled-coil domain containing 171 (gene CCDC171). The record is from RefSeq and is a predicted model, not a curated record. Lineage: Eukaryota; Metazoa; Chordata; Mammalia; Chiroptera; Phyllostomidae. The transcript has 26 exons. Bases 386 to 4390 code for a protein of 1334 amino acids.